UCGCAACGGCGAGCAAGUGGGUGCUCAGGGUGAGAGCAUGGAGGUCGACGACGAAACGCCCGCUGUGAUCAUGAAGAACACCAAGCCCGCGCCAAAGCUACACACGCACGAGCCUGGUGUGACAGAGUGACACGACAUGAUUCACUUCACAUUGGCUGGUGUCUCUCCGCCAGUUUCUGACUUCUGCAGUGCAGAGAUGGCCAAGUUCAGCCGCUCCCGGCUCCUCAUCCCAGAGGACCUUCUCUUCUGUCUCUGUGGUAGGGCAGCCACCGCUGCAUGAGUCACACACUCCUGCAUUCGCUUGUGAUUGACAGUGUUUCACUACAAGCGCCAGACAGAUGAGAAGAAACUGCAGCUGGCCAAGCAGGUGGCGCAUGUGAAUGUGAACGCGUCAGUCAAUGAUUGUUUGUGUGCUUUCACAGCAAGCUGAGAACGGCUGUCCGGCGGCCAUGUUAUGUACAUAAUUCCGAAUUUUUCCAAGGGGCUUUGAGGGCUCAUAGAGGCCAGCAAAACAUGCACGCAGAGUGACAAAAUGACCUCCCCCAUGUCAUUGAAUGCAGCUGUCAUUGGGUGCAUGUGUAUGGAUGUCGAUCACACAUGUCCGUACAAAAUGAAGCAAUGGUGGGACACACAAUCAGUCAUUGAUUGUCUGAUUGUGUGUGACACACAAUCAGUCAUUGAUUGUCUGAUUGUGUGUCUCUCUCUUCACUGAGACAUUCGCAUGACUUUAUUCGACCAAAACAGACGAAACAGACAAAAACUGUUGGCACAAAAGUUUGAUUGGCGACAACACACACAGACAUUAACACAUAG
Messenger RNA from Vitrella brassicaformis, 813 nucleotides. The record is from the annotation of a GenBank genome assembly. NCBI's taxonomy places the organism in Eukaryota, Vitrellaceae.